Molecule: messenger RNA, 2480 nt
Organism: Antechinus flavipes (yellow-footed antechinus)
Lineage: Eukaryota; Metazoa; Chordata; Mammalia; Dasyuromorphia; Dasyuridae
Gene: BLK
Product: BLK proto-oncogene, Src family tyrosine kinase
Exons: 13
Coding region: 294-1802 (502 amino acids)
Biological process (GO): protein phosphorylation; innate immune response; cell surface receptor protein tyrosine kinase signaling pathway
Cellular component (GO): extrinsic component of cytoplasmic side of plasma membrane
Molecular function (GO): non-membrane spanning protein tyrosine kinase activity; signaling receptor binding; ATP binding
Source: RefSeq, a predicted model, not a curated record
ACUUCCACUUUUUGUGCCUGGAAGGCUCAGCAUAAAAAUUCAACUGGAAGGGUCCAGAGCUAUUUCAGCCUUGAAUUUGUCCCUUGCAUAUAGCUGGGCAUAGCUCUAAUCACAGGGUGCCGUCAGUGAGCCAGGCAACCAAAAGGCAGCUUGAGAUGAGACACGUUUUUUCAUGGAAUGCUAUUUCUUUAAGAUUCGAUUAUAUCCAUCAAGGACUAUUUCAGCCAUAAGGGUUUCCUCUAAAGGAGUGACCAUAAGGAUUUAAAGGACUAUGCUCUAAAGUGUUAACAAGGAUGGGAGUAGUGAGCAGCAAAAAACUUGCUAAGGAGAAAAGAAAGAAUUGGUGGACUUUUGAGAAGGAACCUCCGAUCACCUUCCCAAAUAAGCCUCCCCCACCUGUGCCUCCAUUGGUUGUCUUCAGUCACCUUACUACACCAACUCCUAUUAUAAAUCCUGAUCAAGAAAAGCACUAUGUGGUUGUCUUGUGGGAUUAUGAAGCUAUAAAUGAUCGAGACCUGAAGGUGGUAAGGGGAGAGAAGCUGCAAAUAUUGAUGAAAACUGGAGAUUGGUGGUUGGCCAAAUCACUUGUCACUGGAAGAGAAGGCUAUGUCCCUAGCAAUUUUGUUGCUAGAGUAGAGACUCUAGAAAUUGAAAAGUGGUUUUUCAAAACAAUUAGCCGGAGAGAUGCUGAGAGGAGACUCCUGGACCCUGUCAACAAGACUGGUGCAUUUCUUAUUAGAGAGAGUGAAACAAACAAAGGUGCCUUUUCCCUGUCUGUGAAGGACACCACCUCUGAAGGGGAUCUGAUCAAACAUUAUAAGAUCCGGUCCCUAGAUGAAGGAGGAUAUUAUAUCUCUCCCAGGAUCACCUUCCCUUCGCUACAGGAUUUGGUUCAACAUUAUUCUAAGAAAGAGGAUGGUUUAUGCCAGAGGCUGACUAUGCCCUGUGUGAUUCUGGCUCCUCAGACACAAUGGGCCCAGGAUGAAUGGGAAGUACCUCGGCAGUCACUGAAAUUGGUGAAGAAACUUGGUUCUGGACAGUUUGGAGAAGUCUGGAUGGGUUAUUAUAAAAAUAACAUAAAGGUGGCCAUCAAGACCCUGAAGGAGGGCAGCAUGUCUCCUGAGGCCUUCCUUGCUGAGGCCAAUCUGAUGAAAACCCUCCAGCAUGACAAACUUGUCCGUCUUUAUGCAGUGGUAACCCAGGAACCCAUCUAUAUUGUCACAGAGUACAUGGCCAAAGGGUCCUUAUUGGAUUUCCUAAAGACAGAAGAAGGUUGCAAGCUAUCAUUAUCAAGACUGAUUGACAUAAUGGCCCAAAUUGCAGAAGGGAUGGCUUACAUCGAGCAAAGGAAUUCAAUCCACCGAGACUUGAGGGCAGCCAAUGUCCUGGUGUCUGAGAAUCUGUGCUGCAAGAUUGCUGACUUUGGCUUGGCCAGGAUUGUGGAUAAUGAAUACACAGCCCAUGAAGGUGCCAAGUUCCCCAUCAAGUGGACGGCCCUAGAAGCCAUUAAUUUUGGAGUGUUCUCCAUCAAAUCUGAUGUCUGGUCCUUUGGAAUUCUCCUAAUGGAAAUCAUUACCUAUGGACGGAUUCCUUACCCAGGCAUGACCAACCCGGAGGUCAUUCGGCAUCUGGAACGAGGCUAUCGAAUGCCUUGCCCUGAUAUGUGCCCAGCUGAGCUCUACAGCAUCAUCAGCAAGUGUUGGCGCAGUAGGCCAGAGGAACGGCCCACCUUUGAAUAUUUACAGUCUGUACUUGAGGAUUUCUACACAGCCACAGAGCAACAAUAUGAGCUGCAGCCCUAGAAGAUGGCACCAAUCUACCCUCCAGCCUUUUAGCAGACGAGGAGGAUCCUCACUUGAGGCUCAACCCACUUCUCUUGACAAGCCCCCUAUUGCCUACAUAAUUCCUGUCCUCGACCCACAGGACAGAGGGAGUAGGAUCAAAAUAUUUAUAAAAAAGGAAUUGUUUCUCAGAUGAAUAAUUUUUCACAGAAGGGGAGGCAAAUGAAAGAAGACACCAACAUAAAAGAUUUAAGCUAAACCAUUACUGAAGGAAAAGUUGCCAGGUAAUUCCGAGGUACUGAGCAUACCAGAUAGGCAAUCAAUUAUCUCUGUGGUCUUUGAAAGAUCCCAAGAAGAACUGAGAUACCCUAGGCUUUCAUAUGGUACACAGUCUGGUUUGAUCUUGACCUUGAAUACUUGGAGUAUUUGUCCAACAAAUAUCAAUUCCUCAUAAUUGUAAUGUGAUCUUUUUCUUAAAAUGUAAUAUAUGUCACCUUUUUUGUAUUCUGUAAUAUAUGAGAAAGUAAAAGAAGAAUAUAUUUGAAUCUGAUGAAUUGAUUUGUUUUCUAUAAUUGGAAACUCUCAAACAACAUAAUAUUAUAAUGGGAGGGACUGGGAAUCAUUAAAGAAAUGCAGAUUCAAAUAUUAUUUAUUUCUAUUUGCUUCUUCGGUGAUCUUAAUAAUAAUAAAGUCACUUUA